AUGAAUUCCUCCUCCCAGAUAAUCUUCAACGAAGCACAUCCAUCAAACGUGGGGAAUACGUACCAUAUUAUUUCCGGCUCUUUCCGCUCUCUUUCUCUCUUCCUGCUCGUCUUUUCUCCUCUCAAUCGGUCACUAUCUCAUGUUCAGACGAUCCCAGCAUUCGGACCUCAUCAGUAUCUCUUCUCGGACAAAGGAAAAGGUUUUGUAUAUUCCACCAGUUGGGCUUUACCUCGUCUGCUCUCAAGCUGGCAGGUGGAGACGAGCGACCAUCCAAAUGUACCAUGGAGGGUGAACCACAUCAACAACGUGCCAAUUACUGCGACAUCAUCGUACAUAACCCUGCCGCCCCCUUUCACCCAUAUCUAUUCUACUGGUGGACCCACUGGUGAAGUUCAUCUAGUUGACAGCGAGACGGGUGGCUUUGGCGAGAAAGUACAACAGUUCCUUUUUGUUCCGGAAAGCGAGCUUGAAUCCGCUGACAAGACGCGCGUUGCUCUGGUAGGAGACGUGUUUCGUCUCGGGUCGCCCGGACUGACAUGUCUACAGCGUUACGGAUCUCAUGGAAUCGAAUUUUCCACCCAGGGGCAUGCGUUCAUUCCCGUCCUCGGCACGGAUUCGAUUGAGAUGUACGCCCGAGAUCCAGCAACGGGCCACUUGAGGCAUCUUUCUUCCAAUGCCUCGCCAAGGGGCCGUGGAGACGGUCCACGACAUGUAAAGGUGCAUCCGAAUGGCAAGAUACUAUACUGCGUCACUGAGCACACCAACUUUGUGGAUGCAUACCACAUUCAUGAGACAUCUCUCGCCUAUAUAUCUUCACGCCCCCUCCUCCCCUCAACUCUCAGCGCAACUCCGUCAACGACAUCCCCCUCCGAUCCUCACACCCGAUCGCAUUUCCGUGGUGACACCCUCAUGCUAUCACCCUCCACCUCACAAAAUCCCGCACCUUGCGCAUUGCUUGCCACCACGCGCGGAUCAACCGGCAACGUCAGGGGAUGGCUGAGCAUCUUCCGCUUGGGCCCAUCAGGCGAGUUUCUGGAUGAUUUUGUGCGAUUUGAAACUCCUACGUCGGGCGGGAAGGCGAAUGCCCUUGAUGUUCGAGCCAAGGAAGACAUUGACGGGGGAAUGUGGAUAUUGCUUACGGAUGAUGACGACCAAGCUGCUACUGGAGCGGGAGGUGGGGUGCGUGUGCUGGAAUGGGACGGGUGGGGAAAGGGAAAUGUAAGCGUAGUGGCCGAGUGGCCUCCUCGGAACGAUGCUUCUCAGGGAGAAACAAUGCUUGGAGGUAGCCAUGCCAUUUGGCUUGAUUAG
Molecule: messenger RNA, 1308 nt
Organism: Laccaria bicolor S238N-H82
Lineage: Eukaryota; Fungi; Basidiomycota; Agaricomycetes; Agaricales; Hydnangiaceae
Exons: 3
Coding region: 1-1308 (435 amino acids)
Molecular function (GO): protein binding; 6-phosphogluconolactonase activity
Source: RefSeq, a predicted model, not a curated record